GCAGGUUUGGCUAACGACUGUGAUUUGUGUACAAUCAACUGGAGCCAGAUUUGUUUUGUGUUCGUCUGAAAUUGACAACUGACACAAUCAGCUGAUAACCACAAACAACGAUGGCAGACAAAAGUGUUGAAGAUAGAGGAAUGUCGAUAUUUCUGGAUGUGUUCAGAAGAGCAGACAAGGAUGAUGAUGGUUUUAUAUCUUGGGAAGAGUUCAUUGCCUUCUUUGCUGAUGGCGUGAUGGGUAAAGAAGAACUGAAAGCUUUGUUCAACGAGAUCGACACGCACAACACUGGCAACAUCGACACGGGAGAACUGUGCACCUACGUCGCCACGCACCUGGGGGACUUCAAGCAAAUCUACGGCACCCUGGAGGAUCUGUCGGCCAAAGUGACGGGGGUGCUCUUCUCCACAUCGAAGAGUUAUGAGGGGGCAGACAGAAAGGAGAAGUUUGUGACCCGGUUCCUGAUGCGGGAGGUACAGAACCAGUUGUCAGCCCUGCAGCAGCCGCUAGAGGCAGCAUCGGAGGAACUCGACCUCCAGGCGCGCAUCGAGAGGGCGGACAUACAACCUGUUGAGGUGGAGGCCAUGAAGAAGACAGGAGCCACCAUCCCAGGUCGGAUUGUCCGGCGAGCCAAGCGACAGGUCAGCUCUCAGAGCACAACUAGCGAAGCAGUUGAGAAUAUUGUGGAGGGGUAUGGUAGCCAGGUGUUGACGCUGCAGGUGGACAGACUGGAAAAUCUCAUAGACAAACUGGAAUCUAAGGUGAACUUCGACAACUUUGUUGAUGAGGAGGUUGUGUAUGAGCCCGAGUGCCUGAUGUUGAUGCUACAGAGGAGCUUUGAAGUGAAGGUGGAGGAGCUGGACAGUUUCAAGUCGAGUCUCAGGGCGUAUGUGGAGUCUACCCAAGGUGUGGGUGGAUGUCGCAAUGUGAGUGUACGAUCAAUCAGAGACAGCAACAAGCUGACCUUGUACGAGAUCUGGAAUACAGAGGCAGACAAGAAAAGAUGCGAAGAAAGUGCAACUAGUGGUACAUUCAUGACGAACAUCGCGAGUCAGCUGGCGACACCCGAGACGUCCAGUAGCAUGACUGUGCCAGGGAGCUGGUGGAACACGUCAAUGUAGAGAGACCAGAACAGAUGUGAGUCAAGUCAAGUAGGACCAAUCUUCCCGAGGCAAGAGAGUUAACUGACUUUAAAGUCCAGUUUCCACACUUGCCGAACUAGGCUUGAAUUGCUGGGCUCGAUCGUAGCGCCACCAGUGGCUAUUAUGAGUCAUGUCCCUUCUAUGCCUCUCCUAUGGACCAAUCAGAUGCCACCUCUUGUAUCACUAGCAUUUGCUUCAAACUAAAU
Molecule: messenger RNA, 1348 nt
Organism: Haliotis rufescens (red abalone)
Lineage: Eukaryota; Metazoa; Mollusca; Gastropoda; Lepetellida; Haliotidae
Product: N-terminal EF-hand calcium-binding protein 1-like
Exons: 14
Coding region: 111-1121 (336 amino acids)
Biological process (GO): regulation of amyloid precursor protein biosynthetic process
Cellular component (GO): cytoplasm
Molecular function (GO): calcium ion binding
Source: RefSeq, a predicted model, not a curated record